Colletotrichum karsti is the source of this 1776-nucleotide messenger RNA. Its product is annotated as phosphatidate cytidylyltransferase. Gene Ontology annotation, biological process: dolichyl monophosphate biosynthetic process. The transcript has a single exon. Gene Ontology annotation, molecular function: dolichol kinase activity. NCBI's taxonomy places the organism in Eukaryota, Fungi, Ascomycota, Sordariomycetes, Glomerellales, Glomerellaceae. Bases 1 to 1776 code for a protein of 591 amino acids. The record is from RefSeq and is a predicted model, not a curated record. Gene Ontology annotation, cellular component: endoplasmic reticulum membrane.
AUGGCCCGACAGUCAACAGCCACUUCUGACGUUGCGAAACCGAGCGUCCCCCUCGAAACUGCCCUUCUACUUUACCCACUUCACCAGACUCUGCUGGUUGUGCUACACUACCUCACCACAACCAGCUUGCUUACAGCUGAGUUGCAGCUUCUCUCGAUCGCCUUGAUCAAUGUGCUCUUUCUCGCGCACUCGCCUCAGGCGACCAUUCUCCAGGCGCUGCUAUGGGGUGGCGGUGUUGGCGUGCUUGUCGUCUGCGGACCGGUGAUUCGAUGGGGCAUCGCCUUGGCUAGGGUUCCAAGGCUGCGCUUCAGGCGCGUUAUGUCUCCCUCGAAGAAACGCUCGGUAUUUGGAUUUCUAUCCGAAGGACUAUCCAUGAGGCGCUUCAAGCACGAGCUGCUAGGCUCUUCUUUGGAAGAGUCGGCAUCAGAAGCUGGAGAUUCGGAGGACGACAUCGGAGCCUUUGCGAAGCCUCUCAGGGUCAGAACAUUCGGUGUUGCCGACAUGCCCUCUCACGCGGAUCACAAAUACGACGCGCCGGUCUCUGACAAUUCUCUGGACUCCCCAGACGGCUUCACUGUUAGUCGGAGGAAUACGUUUCCCUACGCACUGCAGAGACCCCGUCCCCGUCGGUCACUGACGCACACAUCGGGUGGCCGUAGGAAGCGCACUGCUUCAACAACAGUUCGCUCGUUCUUCAAACUCACGGAAGCUCAAGCUACUUUGAGAAAGUGGAUGUACGCCGCCUAUGUGUACGUCAGCGUGGUCUCCAUCAUUCUCGUACCCGUUCGAGAAUACAUUGGCAGAUAUGCCCUUCAGGGCAACGAGCCCGUCGGUUGGGCGCUGGGCUACCUGGUUGGUGAACUUCAAUGGUUCAGAUUUCAGGUCGUGAGCACCAAUCUGGAACGAUGGAUUUGUCUGCCCGAAAGACUGAGCGAGGACAGCCAGGCGACUUGCCAUCAGGGCUGGAUGCAGCACAUCCGGCUCUCGGAUUUCGGAGAGGCCAACACACGGCUGCUACUCUGCGCUUACUGGAUCACGAUUGUCAUUAUUGGCUUGACGAUUGUUAUCCGCCUGGAUCCGAAAUACGAGGUCGACACUCGGCGCAAAGUCUUCCACUUCAUGAUGGUGGGCAUGUUUCUCCCGGCAACUUACGUUGACCCCGUCUUUGCCUCAUUGGCUUUGAUUCUCGUCUUAGCCAUCUUCCUCAUCCUGGACCUGCUCCGCGCAAGUCAACUUCCGCCCCUGUCAAAACCCAUCGCUGCUUUCCUCACACCGUACGUUGACGGCAGAGAUCACAAAGGACCCGUCGUCAUUUCACACAUCUUCCUCCUCAUCGGUUGCGCGAUCCCUCUGUGGUUAUCCUUAGCAACCCUUCCACGCACGGGAAGUGGCUACUUAUCCGGCUGGGAAGUGCCAACGCGUGAAGUCAGCAUGGUGGCGGGCGUCAUUUGUGUUGGGUUGGGUGACGCGGCAGCGUCCCUGAUCGGUCGCCGCUUCGGCCACAGGAAGUGGAUUUGGGGCGGCGGAAAGAGUCUCGAGGGCAGCGUCGCGUUCGCGACUGCAGUCUUUCUCGGCCUCAUGGCCGCGACAACUUGGCUGAGAGUGGGAGAGUGGCCCGUCGCUUCGGAGCAGCAAGUCUCUUGGCCUUCCGCGGUGCGAAACGCCGGCUUCUGUGCAAGCAUGGCCAGCCUGACGGAGGCCGUUUUGACGGGAGGGAAUGAUAAUGUUAUCGUGCCAGUGGUCCUCUGGACGUGUGUCAAAAGCAUCGGGGUGUAA